AUGCGCUUCAGUCAAGCGAUACUCGUGGCGGUUUUCACUUACCUCGCCAGCGCUGGCACUCUCUCGGCGGCAGAAGCAGGUGAGACGAAGAAGACCUUAAUAACUGGUCGAGAACUUGUCGCUGGAAGAUCGUUGCGGGUCGGCACACGGGUCGAUACAAACGACGACGAAGAGAGAGCCUGGAUCAACCUGCCAUCGAAAGUGGGCAAGUUUUUUUCGAGAAAAGCAGGCAAAGUGCAGCUUACGAUCCCGAAAGACGCGCCCGAAGAAGUCUUGAAGAAAGAGUUGGUGCUGAACGCGCUCCCAAGGAAGGUCCGCAAGCCGAACGGGAAGUACAAGCACGUCAAGAUGACCGGGCAAGAAAAAAUCGCCAUGUUUGAGAGCUGGGCUAAAAAGGACAUCACUUCAUUCGAUGCGUGGGGGAAGUUGGGGAUGCGUAAUGUCCGUGAAAACCAGCUCGACGCCGUCAUGGAUAGCAGACACUUUGCAGACUACUUAGCUUACGUGAAGAUAUACGACGACGCUGUAAUUGCGAGAAUGAAGGUUGGUGGCAAGCCUCCGCUGGUUCAUCCGGAGUCCACGGCUGCAGAAUUGACGGCCAGAGCUGUCGCGUUGGGAAUCAACAAAAGGGAAGACGCAUACGCGAAAUUGGCUCUGGGGUUGGGUGGGCUGGAAGGAAAUGCGUUGAAGCAGCACACGAACUAUGGGUUCUACGAAGACUACUUGAGGGUGCUGAGAGACAAUUAG
Messenger RNA from Phytophthora sojae, 747 nucleotides. RefSeq lists its product as hypothetical. NCBI's taxonomy places the organism in Eukaryota, Oomycota, Peronosporomycetes, Peronosporales, Peronosporaceae. The transcript has a single exon. The record is from RefSeq and is a predicted model, not a curated record. The coding region runs from base 1 to 747 and encodes 248 amino acids.